UGGCCGGGCGGCGGAGCGUGGCGUGUGCGGCGCAGGGGACGGAUUGGACUGAGUUCGCGCUGACCGCACUGCCCGUGCAGAGACACAGUGACCGGUGUGUCUGGGCAGCUGGUGAAGAGAGUCUGGGCGAGAUCACACUCUUCUGCAGCGCUCUGGUGAACUCCUGCGCCGUCUUCCGCAGGUCAAGACUGCUGUCCGAGUCCGGAGUCCGAGUCCGAGCGACUGGUGGCGGACGUCCGAGGUGCGGGGCUGAGCUGUGGUCCUCUACAUCCGAGGUCGUCAGCGGCGAGCGCAGUCAUGCAUAAUAGCAACGGUCAGUGUCUGAAGACCCGGACCAUGUCGGGCGGCCAGCUGAUUGGCGCCAACAUCGACAGUAUCGACCGUAAAAAGCCGGACAUGUCUCCGGGAGUGGGCGGCGGGGGCGGCGGCGGCGGCGGCAGGACGUCGGCCGCCCACCUGUGCGCCGGCUGCGGCACCUCCAUCACCGACCGCUACCUCCUCAAGGCGGUCAACAAGUUCUGGCACGAGGACUGCCUCAAGUGCGGCGCGUGCGACUGCCGGCUCGGCGAGGUGGGCUCCACGCUGUACGAGAAGGCCAACCUGAUCCUGUGUCGACGCGACUACCUCAGGCUGUUCGGCUCCACAGGCCACUGCGCCGCCUGCAGUAAGCUGAUCCCGGCGUUUGAGAUGGUGAUGCGCGCCCGAGACCACGUCUACCACCUCGAGUGUUUCGCGUGCCAGCAGUGCAACCACAGGUUCUGCGUCGGCGACCGGUUUUACCUGUGCGAGGGCAAGAUCCUGUGCGAGUACGACUACGAGGAGCGGCGGGUGUUCGCCUCGCUGCCCUACACGGCAGACAGCCUGGACCACAUCAAACGGCAAGUUAAUAAUCUGCAGGCGGACAGCCGGCAGCAGGGCCAGCCCCAGCAGUCUCAGCCCCAGCAGCGGUGCGGCCGGCGCGCCGGUGCCGGCCGGCCGCUGCCCGCCGCGGCCCUGCACAGUCCCCUGACGGCCCGGCCGGCCGCCGGCGACGACGCCUCCUCCGGCUACGGCAGCCCCGACUCGGUCACCAUGGAGACGGGCCGCUGACCCGCGCCGCCGCUGAGCCGCCGGACGGCCGGCUGGCCCGCCGCGCCGCCGCGCUGAGCGGGCGCGCCGGCCCAGACUCGCCCGCAGAGUCGGAUGGCUGACCGGGCCGGCUUGGGCAGACAGUGCAAUCGACAGCAGCGACCCUGGCGGCCGGACGCCGAGGCGCCGGUUCCCGCUCCGGCCGCCAGAGCUCCGGCGACAACGACGCGGCGCCGGCUCGGGCCGCUGAGAUGUGUUUUGAGACGGACAGCGGCAGUGGCUGACCAGGAGCUCGAGUGUGGACUGUUUCUGUCCAUCAGCGGCGCGCGCGGACGUCCCCUGUCCCUCGACAGGUCAUGGGGCGAGUGUGAUUGAACAGGGCGCUCCGCGUGCGGCGGCGGCUGGCGCGCGGGGGCGCUCGCCGCUGGGCUCUGUCCCAGCUGUUAAGAGUUGUUUUUGUUUGUGCGGGUGUUGCGGGUUGACGUGUGUGUUUGUGUGCGCGGCGGGCGGGCGGGCGGCGCCGGCCGCUGGGUUGGGAAGGCUGUGACAUGAGCGAGCCCGGCCGGCGGGCGGAGCGGGCCGGGCCGGGCCGGCGGUGCGCGCGCACGGACCCCCACCGCCGGCAGACGGCUCGGUGAAGGCGCUGCCGGCGGGACGGCCAGCCCGCCCGGUGGCGGCGGGACUCGGACGGUGGCGGCGCACGGGCACAGGACGGCACCGGGUGUUCAGAGCACUGUUUGGCGCGUGCCAGGUACGCCGGGCGGCAGGGUGGCCGCCGGGCCGGCCCGUGUCCGGCGCGGUAUGCAGUGCGCGCGCGCUGGACGGGCAGGCCGCGAGCGACGGAGGCCCAACAGCCGCCAGUGACGCUCACCGAGUCAAUUUAUAAAUAUUUGUUAUUACAUCCCCAUUCAACGACCGUUGUGUUACUGCAUGCUUGUGUUUCGUAACUGGUGCCAUAAUACAUACACAGUGAGUGCUA
Amphibalanus amphitrite is the source of this 2047-nucleotide messenger RNA. RefSeq names its product LIM domain only protein 3-like. Lineage: Eukaryota; Metazoa; Arthropoda; Thecostraca; Balanomorpha; Balanidae. Gene Ontology annotation, biological process: positive regulation of transcription by RNA polymerase II. Gene Ontology annotation, cellular component: nucleus. The record is from RefSeq and is a predicted model, not a curated record. The transcript has 7 exons. Gene Ontology annotation, molecular function: transcription coactivator activity; DNA-binding transcription factor binding. The coding region runs from base 298 to 1089 and encodes 263 amino acids.